Molecule: messenger RNA, 3832 nt
Organism: Schistocerca gregaria
Lineage: Eukaryota; Metazoa; Arthropoda; Insecta; Orthoptera; Acrididae
Product: exportin-7-like
Exons: 2
Coding region: 161-3754 (1197 amino acids)
Biological process (GO): protein export from nucleus
Cellular component (GO): cytoplasm; nuclear pore
Molecular function (GO): nuclear export signal receptor activity
Source: RefSeq, a predicted model, not a curated record
AUUUUUGUUUGGCAUUUUGCCGUACAAACCUGGUUACGUCUUGUCACAGUGCCUUCAGGAGACAGAGGGUGUUUUUCUAUGCUAGUGCCAUCAGCUGAUAUAGUUGAAUUGAUUGGCCGCUUAUUGGUGCUCUACAGUGAAAGUUUUAGCCUCUUAAAAAAUGAAUCCCGAAGAGAUGCAGUACAUUGAAAAGGUGGUGGAGCAGGCUUAUUCUUCUCAUGAUCCGGGGUGCAGGGAGGAGAUAUUCAAGAUUCGAGAGCAGAUUUCGAACAUCGAGAACAUGAAGCCCAUGCUAUGGUUCUUGUCGCAGACUCAGUCAUAUAUGAGCUUUUAUUUUGUGUGUGGCCAAAUAACCUCGGUUUUCACUGAGUACUCCAAUAGCCUUGAUGGACCUAGCCGCAAGGAGUUGAGGCAAAUGCUGUCUGUGGUUUUGUUCGAGCGCUACGAGUGGCUUUGCGAUACGGUGAAGGGUGACGUUUCGAAGAUAGCCCGAGACAGCCUAGCUCAGCUUUUGGCCAGGGUGUAUCAUGUGUGUUGGUUUGAGUUUUCUUUUAAUCUCAACCGAAGCAGGGCUCAGGAGCCGGAAUUGCUCGAGGUUGGCUCGGACGACAUUGUGACGGAGCUCUUAAGGCUCAUCGACGAGAUAAGAUUUCGGAGGGAGGAUACGUCGAAGCUGGAGUUAGGCGAUGAUGUCAUGUCUAAUGGAGGUGAUUUGAACGCCAAAAAUCAGCAAAACCUGACUUCGGACGAAACGAUGCUCCACUUGAUUGCCAUCAAGAUGAUCAUAGACGAAAACUCGACUUUGGCCUCGACGUUGAUGGGAUGCACCAUUUUGAACAGCUUGAUUCUAGAGAUGGGAAUCCCCAUGCCGAGACAGCCUUCUUAUUGGGUUCCGAAGACGUCCAAGUCGUUCUGCGACACGUGUCUUUUGGACAUUUUCAAGACGACCGUUUCCACGACCCAAAAGCUUCUGGACACCAACGUGCCGAUGACAGAGCCCGAACAGUCCCAACACAAGUUUUUGCUUCACAUGGUGCUGACCUUGGCGCAGAGCGUGUUUUCUUUCGAGUCGAUCGAGUCGCCUUCUGGAGAGUUGGCCGAUGCGCCUCGUAUUCUGCACGUGCCGAGGUCCUGGAAGUCCGUUUUUCAGACGCCUACUAUUUUGCAGACCUAUUUUCAGUGCUACACUCAGCUGCAGCCGCCACUUUCGACUUACACGCUGGAGAUCCUCUCGUCGAUCGUGUCCAUCAAUUGCUCGGUGUUUGGCACGCAGAACGACCAAACCGUGUUUCUGAGUAACUUGUUUGAGAUCAUUUGGAAGAUACUGCAGUCGAAGCAGGGGCUGGACGACCCGAACAACCGACACCACCUUUGCAGGUUGACCGUCUGUUUAAAUUGGAACUUCGAGCUGAACACCAUUUCGAGCGUCCCGCUCUGGAAGAACUUCGUCACGCUGCUCGCCGAGUUUCACUUUCAAGUCAUGGAGUCUCCGGACUGCAAUCCGAAGAUCAUCUACUACAUCAUGAUUUGGUGGUCGCGCUUCUACAACUCCACCUUUUACAUGUCCUCCGGAAUCGACUCCUCCUUCUUGCUGGACAUCUUCCCCGCCAUCACGAUCGGCUUCAUCAAGACGCAACUGAAGCAGCAGGAGAACAUAUUGCCGUCGUCGGACCAAGACAUUUUGGAAAGCGAGCAGCUCAAGACGAUUUUACCCACUAUUCCGGUGCUGGUUGAUUGUCCGCGAAAGGUGGAAAUAUACACAUACUUGCUCGAAUUGCUCACGCAAUUGGGGCUCCAAUUCUCGACCCUCGACCAGCACAGCCCCCGCAACGUCAUCGAAUCGAUCGAACGCCAAUUGGCGUUUAUUAUUCACAUUGUGACGGUAAUUUACCGAAGGGAAGACGUCUCGAUCGUCAUCUAUAACGAACACAGGCGACACCAGCAAGAAGACGAAUCCGUAAGGGAACAACUCGACUCGCUCAACGCGAACUUGGUGUCGUCGGUAUUUAACAUUUGGAGAAUCCACGACGAGCGGCUCAUAGAAUACGACGUCAGCGUCGGUCUGUACUAUCUGGAGUACGCACUCACCUGCUUCCUGAAACGCUUCAGCAUAUUCUACUUCAAGAACGACGCCAGCAAAUCCCAGAUGGUCAACUACACCCUCUCUCAGCAGCACGGGCUCACGGACGUGUAUCAAGUUCUGGAAGCCAUCCUCGGUAAAAUUUCCAGCAACCUGAAAAACUGGCCCAGCGGGUCGCCCGUCAGUCUCGAAACGCUGCAGCUCUUUUGGAUCUUGGGCAACGGACCCGUCUCGAGCGGGUUCUGCUCAAAAACGGAGUUCUUCAAACACCUGCUUUCUCACCACACCGAGAUCAACCUAGGUGGCUCUUCGAGAAACCGGUUCGAGUUCUACCACCUGCUGGGAAAACUCGCUUUUCGAAACCUGGACAUUGACACCAUCUAUAUGUUUCUAGGACCGUUCGAAGAAAAGCUCGUGCAGCUCGGCCGGCAACUCGAGGACGCAAAGUUCUACAACAGCGAAAGCACCGUCGAGGCGCUCAUCCAACUGCUGGGCGAUGUCCGCGCCGUGUCUCAGUCGUGCUCCAAACAACAAUCCUACGCCAUCUUUUUCGAGUGGAUUUAUCCGUCCGGAUUUUUCCGGACAAUUUGUAUUUCCACUGUCCAACGAUACGCUCAGACGGAGUGGCGAGUCGUCUGGAGCGUCCUCAAGUUCGUCAGGGAAUUCGCGAGCGACACCAACGAACGAAUCCGCUUCCCUAGUAUCAACCCCGAUGGACACCAGUUCUUCAGAGAUACCGCAGAGCUACUUCUCCUGGUAGCCAGCAAUGUAUCCAAUCUGCUCAACGCCGCUCCAUGUGCCCCCGUCGCCCCACACACAGAACUCGCCCCCUUCAACAAUCGCUCCGGCAAAACCCAGCUCAACCCAAUUGACAUGUGCUUCAAGUCCGUCUUGCUCUUUUUACACGCCAGCUGCUCGGUGCUCGAGGGUGCACCCUUCUACGCCAACUUGGGUGUGUUCCAACUCUACGGGUACAAAAUCGUCUCUGAGCUCGUACACGCUGUAUUCAAUAUUAUCUAUUCUAUCAACAUGGACGACAUUGAGUCCUAUCCAAAGCUCACUGAACUAGUCUAUCGAACCCUAGAAGUCAUCUGUUUACACUAUCUCAACGAGCUUCUCUCCCCGGAAUUAAGCACUUCCUCCAACGCCCUCACCACCACCUUGCUUUUUUUCAAGCGAGGGCUGCUCACCAACUCUUUCAAAAUUUUGUGUUCUUGCUCACAUUCUGUGUACAAACUGGCUUUGACACAAUAUCAAAAUAGCCAUCAGAGAAUACGCAGAGGCAACCCAACAAUCAUCUCCCUCGAUAGCUACCACCGAGAGAUUUUAACCUGCAUACUCUUCGAACUGUUCGAUAUCAUGCUGCUGCAAUACGACCGGCUGCACGCUAUCGUCGGUCAAGCCGCCUUCUAUCUGACUCAGCUCCUGCCAGAAGAGUAUGCCAUCGUCAAAAACAUCUUCAUCAAAAGCCAGUCCCAGAACCCGUCCAAAGCCGAAGCUAUCGAAACACAAUUCAGGAACUUAAUGGAGGGAAUAGACAACACCGCUAUAAUUGAGAGUAAGGACCAGUUCAUCAUCAACGCUCUGGACUUUAGAUCCCGGUGUGAGUCAAUCAUCGAUUCCUAUUCAUUGUAUAAAGAAGCUCGAAAUACGCUUAGGGACUUUUUCAAAUAGGAAGUGAAUGAAAUCAGAGACAUGAGAAUGAGCUUAAUAUGAAAUUUUGUACCAUAAAAAAUGAUCUCUUUUUUUUUU